AUGCGGCCGUGGAACGCCGAUGAAUGGGGUGCCUUCGUAUCGUGGUUCAUUCUCAGUCACCUUGUCUGGAUCCUUGUAGGGACCACUACAUUCUUUUCCCUUCUCAUCUUUUCCAUCAACACCGUCUUUGCACAGGAAACCUUGGCAUCAUGGAUUGGCGAUUACCUAACUCAAUCCGCCGGCGUUACCGUUGUGUUUGAAUCUGCCAUUGUUCCGAAAUGGAAGGAUGGCGUGAUUUCGCUUCGCAAAGUGUCGGUGUCACGUCGACCGGGCCAAGUUCAGUCGUCGGUAAGCAAAGGGUCGGCGGCGGUGGCGGCGGCAGCGGCCGAGCACUCGGCAGCGGCCGAGCACUCGGCAGCCGACUACCAUGAGGAACACGAGGAGGUGGUGGACGAUGGAAACUACACGCAGUUCGAUCUGACUAUCAACACCGUCAACGGCAUCCGCGGCGAGGUUGAUCGUCGACACGUAGUCUGGGCCGAGGACGAUCUCAACCCGCUGUCGUACCGGCAUGAGCACCAACCGGGCGACUUUGAGCUUGAUUACUUCAAGCUCGACGACCUCAAGCUAGACGAUCUUGUCACUUCGAAUAGGAUACGGCUACUUCGGAAGGCGGGAAUCGAAGACGAGCCCGAGGUCGAGGCCCUACCAUGGGACACGCAGAAUACCGAUAGGCUAGGUGCCCGCAUCCCGCAAGAGCUCAUUCCGGAGAAGGACCAGUCGGAGCCUACGGCGGCGGAGGAUCGCCGCUAUCUCGUGUUUGACCUCCGGAUCCGACUCAACGACGCGCUGGUGCGUCCGAUUGUGGCGUACAUCAACUCGCGCCGCACAUAUAUACCCAUCACGUGCCGGUUUGCGAAGCGGCAGUCCGACUUUGACGGGAGCUGGACAACAUUUGACUCUGGCCUCAUGGACGAUCUCUCUGCGGAGACGUACACGGCGUUUGCGCUCAAUGUGGAAAACCACCAGAAUCGAAUCCGCCGGCUGAAGAAGGUUGGCGGCUGGACCCUGUCCCUCUUGAUCCAUGUCAUCUGCGGCGGCAUGGCGGGGACCCUGGUCUAG
This is a messenger RNA of Parascedosporium putredinis, 1062 nucleotides long. NCBI's taxonomy places the organism in Eukaryota, Fungi, Ascomycota, Sordariomycetes, Microascales, Microascaceae. The record is from the annotation of a GenBank genome assembly.